AUUUUUCGGUACUUUUUUCCUUUAGCGGAAGUUGCCGACCUUAUUUUGAAAGGAGCUUUCUGUUGUAAGCUAAGUGGCGGUUCUCCGGCUGGAUGUCCGUUAACAACCCGAGAAAAGGCAGAAUUUUAAGGCGAGUUGCUCUUCAUCAUCAUCACCAUCACGUUGAUAUGAGCCCAGACCGCAGGUGAUUGGCCAGUUUGGGGACAGGGGUUUGAUAGACGCUGGAUGACGUGAUGGCUGAGAGGUCCACUGCCAGCCCCGGCUCUUCAGAACCGGACAGUCCUGGAGGCUUGAACCGAGGAUGUUUGCUGGACCCCGGAGAGACCCUCCUCCAUGAUCUUUCCAUCAUUGUCCCAGAAACCCCCAGCCCACAGCUUGGCAAACGGAGACAUCGCCGUACCACAGAGGAUCAUUACAGCCCUGUGGCGGUCGGUGGUUCUCUGGAACCAGAGAAACCCAAUGGAGGUGAUCGAGGUUUUUCACAUAAAUCCAAACGCCGGCGGCUAGUUGAUCAGAACGUCGGCUUCUUUCCAGCAUCAUCUCUCAGGACUUACCCUCUGGGCAGCUGGCUGCAGGCCCCAUCUUCAUCAUCGUCUUCCUCCUCCUCUGCUUCCUACCUCACACCAGACUCAGUCCUCAGGUCCAAACAGAUUCACAUGACAUCUUCAGCAUCUCCCUCUACAGCAACAGCAUCAUCCAGUUCAGAAUCUCUGUCCUUCCUGACUGAUGAGGAGAAGAGAUGGCUGAACGAAGGACAAGGAGACACCUCACUAGACGUGGUGGAGCAGAUUGUCAUCAGCGACGAUGAGGAGGCCACGAUUCGCACGUUACAAAUGGAGGAAGACGAGGCGCUGGCUCGGAGCCUGCAGGUCAGAGUUCCUUCUGCUCCAGACACCAGCAGCUCACCUGAACAGGUUCAACCAACUUCCUGUUUCGUUUGUUUGUUUCAGGCUCAGUUUGACCAAGAACAGUCGCUCAGCAGACAUCACCACCACAACCAUCAUCUUCAUCAUCAGCAGAGCCAACACGGGUAUUUCUCCUACAUGCAGCCCAGCUGGAUGUCUCAGGUGUUGGCUGCCGUCUCUCCUUUGGUUGGACUCGAAGAUGAUCUGAUUGGUCAGCGCAGGCGACAUGGCCGAGGCAGAAGGAGGAACAUAUUACCAGACUUUGCAGAAGAUCUCCAGGGAGAUGACUACGAGGCUCUUCUGGAGUUUGAAGAGCGACAAGGUGCCGUUGUGUCAAAGAAAAUGACUCGCAGGGAAAUCCAGAGGUUUCCAACCAAAACCUUCUGCUCCGCGACCAACACCGGGAAUACCCAGUGUCAGAUAUGUUUCUGUGACUACACUGAUGGGGAGAAGCUGAGGAUGCUACCCUGUUUCCAUGACUAUCAUGUCCAGUGCAUCGACAGGUGGUUAAAGGACAACAUCACCUGUCCGAUCUGCAGGGUCAACCUGGCGGACGGAGACUCUCUGGUGCCCCCCACACUUUGACAGGAACCCGACCGCUGUUUUUAUAAGAAUUACUGAUCGACUUGUUGAGUUUUAUAUUUUUAUUCCUUCCAUGUUUCUCUGAUUGGACUCAGCAGGAGUUGUUGAAGCUGCUGCUGUUUGCCCUGUUCCUUACAACAAAUAAAAAUGUUUUGGUUUGUUUGUCA
Messenger RNA from Girardinichthys multiradiatus, 1654 nucleotides. RefSeq lists its product as uncharacterized. NCBI's taxonomy places the organism in Eukaryota, Metazoa, Chordata, Actinopteri, Cyprinodontiformes, Goodeidae. The record is from RefSeq and is a predicted model, not a curated record.